Molecule: messenger RNA, 936 nt
Organism: Cimex lectularius (bed bug)
Lineage: Eukaryota; Metazoa; Arthropoda; Insecta; Hemiptera; Cimicidae
Gene: BCAS2
Product: pre-mRNA-splicing factor SPF27
Exons: 5
Coding region: 108-770 (220 amino acids)
Biological process (GO): mRNA processing
Cellular component (GO): Prp19 complex; precatalytic spliceosome; catalytic step 2 spliceosome
Source: RefSeq, a predicted model, not a curated record
AUUGAAACCUCCUGCAACCUCGUGUAAUAAUAAAACAACGCGCGAGUAAUAGUUUCUGUUUCCAAUUGUGUUUUCGUGUGAUAUAUUAAACGAUUUUCUACUAAGUUAUGGCCGGAGAAGUUUUCGUGGACGCUCUCCCAUACAUCGAUCUUGGAUAUGAUGAACCAGGGAUCAGAGAAGGCGCUUUAGCUCUAGUCGAAGAAGAAACCAGGAGGUACAGGCCUACAAAAAACUACUUGGAGCACUUGCCCAGCAUACAUUUAAACGCCUUCGAGACUGAACUGAUGAAAAAUGAAUUUGAGAGGCUGCAACAAAGGCUGCCCAUGGAUACGCUGAGUAUGAAGCGUUAUGAACUGCCUCCACCCCCUGCUGCCAAGAUGAGCGACUUGAGCGCGUGGAACGAAUGCGUUGAAAAUUCCAUGGCCCAGCUUGAACAUCAGGCAACUAGGAUAUGCAAUUUAGAACUGAUGCUCGAGUACAGUUGUGAAGCGUGGAAAUCGUACAUCGAACUUUUGAUGAAAUGCCUGUCCGUGGCGCAGAAACAGCUUCAGUCCAUAAGGAAAGAGAUACAGGAGAUAAACUGGCAGAGGAAACAUGCUCAGACUAAAGCGGGUGAGAAACUCCUCAAGUUAGAAACGAUGUGGGAAGAGCUGGUGAAGAAAAAUUACGAAAUUGAGCAAGCCUGUGUCGAACUCGAAGAACAUCUUACAGACGAACAAAGGCAAAAAUGGGAAGAAGAAAACAACAUAGUUAAUAACAUGGAACCUUAAAAACUAAUUUAAGAAAUAAAUGUGUUGUUUAUAUUAUUAUAUAAAUAUUUGUAUAGUCUAGAUGAUUUGCAAUACAAUCAAUGAUUCAGUUCUCCUGUUUUCAACUAUGUAAAACUAAAUUUUUAAUUAAUUAAUUUAAUACCAAAUAAAUAAAUUAAUACCAUUA